This is a messenger RNA of Myxozyma melibiosi, 759 nucleotides long. Its product is annotated as protein that induces appearance of [PIN+] prion when overproduced. Bases 1 to 759 code for a protein of 252 amino acids. NCBI's taxonomy places the organism in Eukaryota, Fungi, Ascomycota, Lipomycetes, Lipomycetales, Lipomycetaceae. The transcript is spliced from 3 exons. The record is from RefSeq and is a predicted model, not a curated record. Gene Ontology annotation, molecular function: protein binding.
AUGGCCGACGCAAACGCCGCCGUUUACAACCGAUCUCUGACCGCUAUUCACACUGAACUCGAUUUUUUGAAGAACGCAGGUGUUAUCGCUCCUAAUCUCUACUCUCAUCUCAGCCAAGUCCUGCCGCGCACAUACACCGCUGGCAUGCCCCCAUUGGACCUGCACAGUGCCGCCUCUACUCCAAGCACCGAAAAGUCCCAGUUCGCCGCGCCCGUCGCCGCCCCCGCUGCUCCUCCCCAGUACUCGUCCGCCGCGCAGAUGCAGCCCGAAUUCGCCGAGGCAAUGUACGACUACCGUCCGUCGGACGAGUCCGACUUGCCGCUCUACCGCGGCGCCCAGAUCGUCGUGAUUGAGAAAGUCAACCCGGACUGGUGGCGAGGCCGUGAUAAGUCUUCCGGCAGAGAGGGAAUUUUCCCGUCCAGCUACGUUCGCGUUCUAGACGGCUCUGCCAGUCACCUUGCACCCUCGCCGGCUCCGUACCGCGAGUCCUACAACGUCUCGCCUCAGCCGUACCAGGCGCCUACCCCUCAGCCGUACUUCCCCCCUGCUGCUUCGCCUCAACCGCAGCAGCAGCCUGUCGUCGUCCAGCAGCAGCAGCCCCAGCAGCAGCAGCAGCAGCAACACCAGCAGCAGCAGCAGCAACACCAGCACAGCGGGCUCGAGAAGGCCGGAAAGAAGUUUGGCAAGAAGCUUGGAAACGCUGCCAUUUUCGGCGCCGGUGCCACUAUUGGAUCCAACAUUGUCAACUCCAUCUUUUAA